GACCAAAGUUUGGUCUUGAAAAAACAGCUACUUAUGUUAGCUAUAAUAAGACCGCUAUUAUUAAAGUACUUCAAAAAUUUCACCAAAACAAGGAUUUAACUGAUAGACCAAGAUAUGGUUGCCAUCAUAUCACAACUUCUACCUAA
Messenger RNA from Scutellospora calospora, 146 nucleotides. The record is from the annotation of a GenBank genome assembly. Lineage: Eukaryota; Fungi; Glomeromycota; Glomeromycetes; Diversisporales; Gigasporaceae.